This is a messenger RNA of Moneuplotes crassus, 1164 nucleotides long. The record is from the annotation of a GenBank genome assembly. NCBI's taxonomy places the organism in Eukaryota, Ciliophora, Spirotrichea, Euplotida, Euplotidae.
AAAUGAUGGCUAAGAAUCAUUCUGAGACUAAAUACAGUAGUUUUUACAAAACAAAAGACACAUUCAACUCUGAUCUUGAAAUUGUGAAGGAUAAAAAGAAAGGAAAUUCUAAGGUAAAUGUAUCCCCUCAGCGGCAUAAAACUAGAUUAUAUCCAAAACUUGUGGUAAAUUUCUACACAAUUUCUAGAGGAAAAGUAUCAUUAACCAAAAAGAACCUUCUGUCCUUGUCGAUAAAGAGAGUUGUAAAUAAGAUCAUGACUAAAAGAAUCAAGAAUAAUCUCAGAAGGUUCACCUCAAUUCUUUCAGAUGAAGGAAAACAAACUGAUUGCAAGUUUCCUCUUGAGAGAAAAUUUGAACCCAAGGUUAACUUUAAUUCCUCAGAAGUGAGAUAUUGUGAUAAGCCUUCUAAAGUGACCACUCGUAUUAAUUUUUUGGAGAGAAAACAGAGUCUUCAAUUUAUAAAAUUAUCACCACAGAAAUAAAAAUCGCAGAGGGCUUAAAUUCGAGAUAGAUUAUAGUAGAGUUAAGACUAUUAUUAAGAGUUACAAGCAGAAAAAUCCUAAUAGUAGAAAAUUCCAGCAGGUAUCCACCAGGAAUCCGAGACUCGUCAAAUCGAAAGGAGCUCCAUCACAGAGAUAUAAUGAGAUGUAUGACCAUAGAGCUCACUCUAUUUCUAAGGACUCCUUGAGGUUAUACGAUCAGAAAAGAAUGACCACAUCAAAUGCCCAUGCACAAGGAGAUCCAUUGCCUAUCCAAAAGACUUGAGAUAGGUUUUAUGGGAUAAAAUCCCAUACGAACAUCAAGACAGGAAAUCGUUUUCUUGAAUCAAAUUCUUUCUCAAACACCUGACUUGAUCAGUCAAAUGAGAGCGAUAAUCAAAGAAGAUGCAUAUGCAGUAUGAACAGCGAGAAUAAUUAUUUCUCACCAAAAGAAAUAGAAUCAGACCAUCAGGACUACUGUCCUAGAUGAGCAUACUCCUCUUAUCUUUCCAACGGGAGUUAUAAUAAAAGCGAGAUAGCUGGAAAUUUAAAAAUCCAGUCCCGUUACCUUCCUAUCAGAGAGAACCUGACGUUUUAUGGGAAAAGGAGGAAUGAAAUUACGUUAAAAGAUAGGAACAAAGUUCUACUUAAAAUCAGAAAGCUGUAGAGAUCAUGUAAUUUUAUA